Lagopus muta (rock ptarmigan) is the source of this 7572-nucleotide messenger RNA. RefSeq names its product forkhead box I1 (gene FOXI1). The transcript is spliced from 2 exons. Gene Ontology annotation, molecular function: DNA-binding transcription factor activity, RNA polymerase II-specific; RNA polymerase II cis-regulatory region sequence-specific DNA binding. Gene Ontology annotation, biological process: regulation of transcription by RNA polymerase II; anatomical structure morphogenesis; cell differentiation. The record is from RefSeq and is a predicted model, not a curated record. NCBI's taxonomy places the organism in Eukaryota, Metazoa, Chordata, Aves, Galliformes, Phasianidae. Bases 5307 to 6434 code for a protein of 375 amino acids.
UGCAGUUAAAUCUUGGUUAAACUAAAACAAAGUUUAUCUAUAACUGGGUGUGUCCAUAGAGUAGUUCACUUCACUGACUUGUACCGAUUCACUUAGCACUUUUAGUUGCUAAUUAAUUUUCCCCAAGUGUGUUGUGUGAGUACCAACAGGCAUAGAGGACUCUGCAAACAAAACAUUAAAACACUGAAUAUAUAUUAAAAAAAAAAAAAAACAACAAACCAAAAACAAAUCCUGGUUCCAAAACGUUUUUUUUUUUUUUUCCAGUGAGGGGAAGUUGCCUUAUCUAUACAAAUUGAUGGUGAAAUCUGACUUGGCCAGAAUUAACUUAGGAUGUUACUAAUAUUUUCUUGCACAGGAAUUUAAGCUCUGAAAGCUUUUAGAAAAGUGUGCAGAUUAAUUUGCUCAGUAAACCCAGCUGAUGGUCUUACAUCUCAUUGGAUUUUAGGACCAUUUACCUCUAGUAACAAAACCAAACAUUUUGAGUGACAGGCAUAGAAAAAAAAGCAGAUAAUCUAAAACAGGUGAGCAUUCAGCUGUUUGGAAGCUGGUAUGAACAGUGAGGUUUUCAAGAUGCGAUUGUUUGGGGUCGUAAUAUUUUCACAAAAUUGAGUGACACCUUAGUUGCAAAAACUGUCCAUUAUGGUUGAACUUAUGGCCUCUCUCCCUCACAGUUGUGUAUGUAAAUGCAGCAGAUUGUAAGGGGGCCACAGGCAGCUGAAUGGAGGUCCUGCAUUUCUUGCUCUCCACUGCCUGUUAUGGAUAAAACAUUAAGCAGAGGAUCCCUAACACCCUGUACCAUAUUGUAUCUUGGUAAGACAGUGCAAGGUCUUUGUUGAAGCAGGAGUUAUGACUAUUCUUAUUAUUGCAGUCCUCAUGGUCAGAAAAGAGCUAGCAGCACUUCAGGUGUUAAAGUCUUCCACAAUUCCAGUUAUGAAGUUGCAUGAAAAAUCUACCAUGGGUUUGUUCUGUAAGUUUUUAAAAACUUAAGGUCAUUCUAGCAUUACUGCGUUAAUGGCACUGACCUAAACAACUUCUUUCCGUUACUUUAAUAUUCAGUCAGUAUUUCUAGCAAUUCAGCUCAAUUCCCUUGGUUUGAAAUACUGCUUGACAUUCCCUGUUCUUUUUUUAGUGGUCUCAAUGUGUCAUUUUUCUGAUGUUUCUCCUGAUGGUGUGGUUUAUUUUGUGCAUACAUUGGGCUAAUGAUUAUUGGAGUAAGAGUUUAAAACUUCUGCAAGUCCUUUAUGAGGCAAAUAAGAAUAUGUACAAGUGUCUUUACAUUAAAAUGUCUUACUGACGGAUAUGGAAUUGUUCCUGAGUUCAAUAUGUGAAUUGUUUGAAACAGGCUGCAUUGCUAGGUUUAAUGAGUUGUAGAUGUAAUCUCUUUUUUCUUAAAUCGAGUUUUUCCCCUUCUUUGUGUCCACGUGAAUAGUUUACAUGAACUUUUCUUCACUAAGGUUUGAUGCUACACCAGGAUUGGGGUUAUGCACAAUAUUAACAAUACAGCCUGAAGUGUCAUACAUCUGUGCACUAGAGGAUUAUCUGCCAGUAGCUUCUAUGAUCUGAACCAAGUGUGAACAAUUUUUGGAAAAUUAGCUCCAGCAGAUGUCAUAGGCUGCUUUAUAAUGGCUAUAGGAGGAAGAAGUGUACACAGUAUGGUACAAAUUUUGUCAGGAUGAAGUCACUACUAUGAAUUUUUUAACCUAUUUUGGCAGUUAGAAUGAAUACAUAGGAGCUGACUUAAAAACCUACGGAGAAAAGAGUUCUGCAGAGGCUUGGCCUCAAUCUUGCAUUUUGGAGAAAUGUAGAAGAGAAAAUCUAUGUUUAACAUAAGAUUUGAGAACAGUCUGUUUGAUCAAGAGUGAUGAUUGAUGGUCAUGCACACACUGGGCUCUACACUACUGCAGUGUAGUAAAAAAUUAUUAAAUACAAUAUUAAAAACAUGAUGCAUCCUGCCUACAAAGACCUCACCAAAUCCAAUGCAUUGUGACCUUUAGAGGUAAUGAUCACUAAAUUACGACUUUCUUUUUAGUGUUUUUCAGCUCUAAGCAUGUUCUGUUAGGAUACCUAUGCCAGCAUAUUACCUGUUCCCAGUUUCAUUACAUGGAAGCCUCACUAUUUCAUUCUCCUUUCUUACUUCUGAAAUUGCUGCCUCCAUAUCUUAGCCCUGCCAAGAACAGCAGUCCCAGUGGUGAGGACCCCAGGGCAGUGCUCCUGGCUGUGCUCAAUUGACUCCACUUCGACAAGCCCUGCUCAGAGCAAUCACAGCUUGAACAAAGUUUACUCUUCCCGUGCUGCCUUUUGCCUGCAUAUGAACAUCUGCACCUGAAGUGCAAUACUGCAGUGAUUUUCAGGCAGUAAGGAGUGCCCACAGUACUGACAAAGUACCAUUCUUACAGGUGCUGUUUAUAUUUCUUUCUGAGUAAAUCAGGCACAGUCAGUUGGAAGAAAAAUGUUGCAGAUCAAAUCACGUCUGUGCAGAAGCUGUGCCAGCAUGCACUGGCUGGGGAGGGAUCAGACCUUUGCACUUCCAGAGCUACAUAGGCAGAACCUUACAACUGUUAUUGUAUUUCAUUGCUCUAAAAGCAGUACUUGCCAUUCUUCACCCCAGUGCUUGCUUUUCUUAAUUCUGUGCUAUACUUUGCUUGAAUGUCACAUGAAGGUAGGUCUGGUAGUAGCAGAUUCACAGGCAUUGGCAUAGCACAGUUAAGGGCUGAAAUGAAUUGUAAAAUGAAGAGCAUCAAAAGUUUGUAAUGAUUAAUUUGCAGAGGAAGUUUCAGAGCCUUCAUCAGUCUCUGGUUGCAGAAAUGGUAUUUUUUGUUUUGUUUUUCUAGUGGUUGGUGACCCUGCUUGUGGCAGAGGGGUUGAAACUAGAUGAUGUUUGAGCUCCUUUUCAACCCAGGCCAUUCUAUGAUUCUGUGUUGUUUGUUAAUCCCAUCGUAUUGCCAAAGUAUUUACCCAGCUCCCAGUUCAGUGCAUUUUAACUGUAUGUAAAGCAGAACAUCUUUGAUAAUAGCAAUUUGGAUGAUGCUCCUCAAAAUCCGUGCUGAAUUUUUACUUCUUGAUACAAAUAAACCCUAAGCAAUAACAAAUUAGGAAGUUUCUUUCGUUUUCCUUUUUAUUUUAUUUUCCUUCUUCCGUUUUUAGAAGGUGGGGUGGCAAAAGUUUAUUUUCUUCAGAAGGCAAUGAUUUGUUACGUUUUCUCUCACACCACCUCGUGUACCUCAGCUCACUCCAAAACUGACUCCUGCUUUUGCUCACUUGAGUUUUUCUUUAAAAUGUUAUUCCACUGACUCCUCUAUAAAUGCUGAAAGGUUUUUGUGUUUUUUUUUUAAUAGCAAUAUUUAUAAUAACAGUAUUUUCAGGACUACAGAUAAAAUUUUAAAAGAUACCUUUAUUUAGUACAUUAAUUAUGAAGCUGUAUGCAGUGUUGCUCAGCUUUUCACUUGUGUGUAACUGAGAUUCUCACAGAGAGAAAACUGGUUUCAGAGUGCUUGGAGAAAAGAGGUGCUCGCACUGUUAUUUCCUGAAAAAUGACUCAUCAUUUCUUUUUUGUCCUAGCCACACUUUUAUUCAGUGGUUGCCACAUAAAAACAAAUCAUCCCCAUUAUGUCCCACUAAGCUUUUGUCUCCUGAAUGUUAUUUGUAUAGCCUGGUUAGCAUUCACAAACUGAUAGCAAUUUGUUCACUCAUACCUGUAGUGCAUAUGAUUUUAUGGGUGUAUUGAUUAAGUAACAGCUAUAGCGGCGUUUCUGAGCAUGAAAAUUGGCUCUGUCACCCUGUACUAAAUAUUUCAGUUGUGUUUCGUGCCUUUCAGAGUAACGAUAUGAACAUGACAGCACUGUCACAGGGAGCAGGGAACCUGGGUGGAAUCUCGUGCUGCAGCACAAAUCAUUAAGUGAAAUGAUGCAUGUGUGACAAAUUAAAAAAGUCCUUGGUUCAGCCAAGGAUUCAAACCUACAGAUCAAAGCUCACAUUUCUGCAGAAUCUAUGGGACUAGAACUAUCUUACAGACUUUCUUGCCAUCUGGGGAGUUUAAUCGCACAAGUUACUGAGGCUGAGUCAGGUUCCAAACAUAUGUAUGUGUGUACACUUAGAUUCAGAAAAGGAGCCCACAGAUAUCACUUCUGUUGUCUGAGGAGAGCUGCAGGUAUGCUUUUAACGACAGUGGAGCAUUCUGUGCAGUUGUACAGUCUAAGAGCUGCCCUCAUUCUGGGGCAGAUGUUAAUGAGGUUGCAGCUCUGCUGCUUCUUAUUUGUAAAUGCUGGGUGCCAUGCAAGGCUGGAGGUUUUUGGCUGUUACUUACUGCUUAUUUUUUAGGAACCUACUUUUGUCUGCGUAGUUACAAACAAAGUUGGAAAUUAGCUGAGAAAAUCAUUACAUCUUUUCCUCCUUGGAAAUUCUGCUAAGUGCUUUUGUGACUUUUUGUACCAGUCCUGCAGCAAAGAGGAAGCAGCCAAAAAAAAAACAAAAAAAAAAAAAACCAAAAGAUUUCCCAUUUCAGUUCACCUUUUUAAGCUCUAAUGAAAGGUUUGAUUAUUAAGCUUGAUUGCUUUUUUUUCUCGUACGAUUAAUCCAUUUACAUCAAUAAGAUUACCCACGUGAGUACCCUGUUGCAGAAUUUGCCUCUAGUACUGAGAUUGCCUAGGGGGAAGUACAAGGAAGUUGCAAUUAAAGUUACAGAAGGAAAAGGAGGUCUGACCUUUUCUCUUCUUUCCCUUUUCUUUCCCUUUUCUUUCCCUUUUCUUUCCCUUUUCUUUCCCUUUUCUUUCCCUUUUCUUUCCCUUUUCUUUCCCUUUUCUUUCCUUUCUUUUUUCUUUUCUUUUCUUUUAAAGUAUGCCUGCUGUUUCAUUGACAAAUGACAAUAGCUUUUGCUCUAUUAAGUGUUACCAGCAAGAGAACAAAACUGCUUUUAUUUAAAAAGAAACAAAAACUACACGCUAAAUCUUUGGUGUAAAAGGUAAAAAGAGGUGGGUGUCUGAUUAGGGGUUGUAACUUCAAGGUACCUCAGGCUUUCUUUAUGUGCAUCACAUUAGUGGAAAAUUCCUUUGUUCAUUUUAGAAGAUAAACAGUUGUAAAUUUCACGUUUGGUUGAUGUAACAUCAAUGACUGGCUGGGACUGCCAGCAUUCCAAAAGGGAUAUCAUCCUAAUCUGCAGCCACUCAGGGCCAUGGGGCGGAGCCUGCAGUCCAAGCCAAAACACUUACAGGUGCAUAAGUAAGUAGGGAAGGGCACAGGUGAUGCACCUGUCUCAGGAAAGGAGCACUAGCACAGGUGUGUCAUAACUUAUCAGCUGCCUGUGUUAGAGCAUGAGCUCCUUUGAUCCACAAACGCACUCUCCACCACGCUGCAGCCCACAAUUUCCAAAUAUUGGUCAAGAGCCUCCAGAAAUGAAUAUCUACUAUGAGAACUUCUUCCAUCCACAGAAUAUUCCCAGUCCGCAGCGACCGAGCACCUUUGAGACAACGGACUACAACAGCACACCCAAUCCUUACCUCUGGCUAAACGGACCUUCCAUUACUCCACCACCGUAUCUCCCGGGAUCCAAUGCCAGUCCCUUCAUUCCUCAGUCUUACGGGAUGCAAAGGCAGCUCCUGCCUAACAUGCACGGCUUGGGAGGAACUGAUCUUGGCUGGCUUCCUCUCCCAUCCCAAGAAGAGCUUAUGAAGUUGGUUAGACCACCUUACUCCUACUCUGCACUUAUUGCCAUGGCUAUCCAUGGAGCACCAGAAAAGAGGUUGACUCUCAGUCAGAUCUACCAGUACGUGGCUGACAACUUCCCAUUUUACAACAAAAGCAAAGCUGGCUGGCAGAACUCAAUUCGGCACAACUUGUCUCUCAACGAUUGCUUCAAGAAGGUGCCUAGAGAUGAAGAUGAUCCAGGAAAAGGGAAUUACUGGACUCUGGACCCAAACUGUGAGAAGAUGUUUGACAAUGGCAACUUUCGCAGGAAGAGGAAAAGGAAAUCAGAUAUUGGGGCUAGUUCUGCCCAUCUUACAUCUGAGAAAUCCGAGGACAGUGCCUUGACUGGCAGCCCCAAAGCUGUAGAGCAUCAGGAUCUUUUGGAAAACUCAUCAUCUGGGACUGACAAUGCACCCGAUAAAGGAUCUCCGCCUCCAUCUUCCAGCAGUCCGUGCCUUAGUAAUUUCAUUUCCAGUAUGACGGCAUACGUUAACGGCUCUAAUUCAGUGGGCCGCUCAGUGCCAUUGGGACUUAAUGCUGAACCCACUGACAAAAUGGGACAGAAUAUGGUAGGCUUAAAUUCCUACUCUCCGCUCUCUAAUGUCCCCAGUCAUGGUGUGGGAGAGUGGUCCAAUUCUAUGCCUCCCAGUCACCUUGGCUAUAGCAACUCAGUGCUCAACCAGUUUAACAGCCAUUUUUACAGCAGUAUCAGCACAAAUAACACUCUGUUUUCCAGGGAGGGGACGGAGGUUUAAAUAAGAGAUCUUAAGACAUCAAAAUAUAGCUAUUUAUGAGAGGGAGUGACCAGUGGGUGGAUGAUUACUGUUAGUCUGUUAUCUCUAGGACCUGCAUUGUGUCCUACCUUCUGACAGCCCCAAACAUUUUAGCUGUUACCCUUACUCAAGUCACAAGCACUCCACAUUUGGCAGCUCCAUAUAAACAUGGAGAGAUUUUAACAGCAAGAAUAGUGAGGAGGUCUGCUGGAGGUUGUGUCUGUACUGCUGCCAACCAUGGCCCCUAUGGAGAUCCUUGAGAGGAAUUACUGUUCGCCUUAGGAAUGUAACCUUCUGGCAAGGUACUAACUUGGCUAUGAUGCUUUUAAAGCACUAAUAUGUAUUUGGCUAUAUCUGUAAAUUACCUCUCUUGCUCAUAUAGGCUGUCUGUACUAGAGAUUCUUGGUAUUUUCCUAUUUGGACAAAGCUAUUCCGAGACACUGAAGGAUCUACAGCAAAAACAACUGCAUAGUGAGUAAUAACUAGCAGGGAUGAGUGAAUGCCUUCUUUAAAUUUCUCUAACACUAGAGCAUACGUUGCCUCAACUCUGGUGCUGUUUCACCCCUAAGGGGAAUGUGGUUGUGAAGCAGGCUAGCAUAAUCAAGGACACAACAUUCAUUUUGAAACUGAAACAAAGCAUAACAAAACAUGGAGUUGCCUUCUGCUGGUGCAAUCGGAUCUUUGUGUUUUAAAUUCUGAGUACAGGGUCAAAUUUUGUGGCAAACGUCUCUGUACUACAUAUUUUCUUUCUUUUUGUAACAAAGUCCAUGCAAUUGUUUUGUCAUUGUGUAAAUAUUAGGAAUAAUUCUUAUUUUUUUAUAUUCUACUGUAACCACAAACAAAAAUUAAAAUAAAUGAAGUUUUUUCAAACCAAUAAUUGAAUCAAGUUUCAUACUUAUGUAAAAUAAUACCUCAGACUGUAGAGCCUGCAACAUAUGCAGGCACCACGUUUUACUGGUAUUUACUUUUACACUGCUGUGCACUGAUCAGACUUCCAGAAUGAUGGAAAACAUAUUAAUGCACUGUAAUAGCUACUGCUUUGUCUUGAUUUCUUGUUUUUAACUCUGGAUGGAUACAGUUUUGUUACAGGCCAUCCCAGAAGCAUUUUUAAUAAAGAAUU